Chiloscyllium plagiosum (whitespotted bambooshark) is the source of this 1333-nucleotide messenger RNA. It is a transcript of the gene dazap2, whose product is annotated as DAZ associated protein 2. The record is from RefSeq and is a predicted model, not a curated record. NCBI's taxonomy places the organism in Eukaryota, Metazoa, Chordata, Chondrichthyes, Orectolobiformes, Hemiscylliidae.
GUUCGUUUCCUAGGAGUGACGGGUGGCGCCGUUGCAGAACCAGAAUAAGGAAGUGAGUGCGAAGCAGUGAGUCAAUUGCUUGCACGAAACCAGUUGGAGCUUGGAGAAACUGGGAAUCGACAGCCUACACUGCAUUCAGCAUGAGUAAAAAAGGGGCAUAUCCUCCGCAACAAGCUUAUCCUACACAGCCGAAUAUGGCUCCGCCAAACCAAUUCCCCACUGCUCAAGUUCCCCAGGCACCACCUUACACCGAAGCUCCUCCAUCUUAUGCCGAGCUUCACCAGCAGCCAAGAUCUGUCCAAGCGCGACCUGGUUAUCCAGGUGGCUACUAUGUACCAGUCACAGGCCAAAUGCAAGUGGGUCCAACUGGGGCACCCAUGCCCAUACAGUACUAUGCAGUGCCACAAGUCUUCUCUCCAUCUUCAACUGUGCUCGUGAAUGAUGGAUAUGAUCCAGGUGCCAGGUUUGGGGCAGGAGCCACUGCUAAUAUUCCACCUCCUCCACCUGGUUGCCCUCCCAAUGCAGCUCAGAUUGCAGCCGUGCAGAGCGGCAAUGUCAUUGUGACCCAGAAAAAGGCCAACUGGAUUUCCGGUGGCUCAAGUGGUGGUUAUACAAUCUGGUAAACAGAUGAAAGCGUGAACAAGAACGUUUUAUGGAAGGAACCAUUAAUCUUAGUUUGUUUAGACAAUUAAUGGAUGUAACUUGAUAACUAAGCUGCUUUGAAAUACUUUAAAAAUUUCUCUCUUUGAGCACAGAAUUUAAAGUUGUAGUAUAUCUGUUAAAUGCUUGUAAAACAACAUUGAGUACUUUAAAAAAUUUUUUAAAAAUCUGUUUAGUUUGUGUCCUUUUAAGUUUAAUCAGGCUAAAAGAAACCCAAUUAAUCGGAAUAAAUACUAAAAGAACUGUUGAUGCUGGAAAUCAGAAACAAAAGCAGAAUAUGCUGGCAAAGCUCAGCAGGUCUGGCAGCAUCCGUGAAGAGAGAAUUUAGAGGUAACGAUGAGUUCAGUAACUCAACCUGAAACAUUAACUCUGAUUUCUCUCUGCAGAGGCUGCCAGACCUGCUGAGUUUUUCCAAUUAAUCAGAAAGUGGCAUCAGUUGAUUUUAAGAGGAUUAGGAAUCAAUUUUUAUGAACCAAAGUAACCCUUUUGGGUCACUGUCAGUUUGCUAUGUCCCUGAUCACUUUUUAAAACACUGAUUUGGCCUAUGAAGGACAGAAGUGUAUGUGUGCGUGCACUGCACAAAUGAUUUCUAUGUAUAUUGCUGUAAUUGAGAAAUAUAUAAAGCCUCAUGAUGUUCUUCACUUUUUAAAAAUAAAUGCAAUUUUGGAUGGUU